This is a messenger RNA of Cygnus atratus (black swan), 3352 nucleotides long. RefSeq names its product transient receptor potential cation channel subfamily V member 2-like. Gene Ontology annotation, molecular function: calcium channel activity; protein binding. Lineage: Eukaryota; Metazoa; Chordata; Aves; Anseriformes; Anatidae. Gene Ontology annotation, cellular component: membrane. The record is from RefSeq and is a predicted model, not a curated record. Gene Ontology annotation, biological process: calcium ion import across plasma membrane.
AGUCAAUUACUAAAUGAGAACUGUUGCUGAAGUGUUGUUCAAAUGCAGUGUAGAAUCCAGACAUCCUCUGCAAGAGUGGAGACCCUUGGAACAUCAUUUGUAGAUACCAGGACUUCCUUCUCCUGUGAAGAUGGUGCUGCUAGAUCAAUGCUGUAAUUAAACUGCAAACAUCUGCAGCCUGGAUUCUCUCAUGGACCACCACCAACUAGAAGUUCAACGCUGCACCAUCAAAAGAAUGCUAAUAUGAGCGUGGUCUUCUCUGCAGAAGAAGAGGGCUCUCACCCAUGGAUGUAAAUAAUUUUGGGUCUGCUUUCAUGCUUAUUAACACUUACUUGACUUGGUUUCUACGGAGAGAUUAUUUAACCUCUGAAGGAUCAGUUGGGAUUCCCCGUCAGAUCAGUUCUUGGGUGGAGCUUGCAGCAACUUGGGGCUAUGGAGUCUGGCUGUAGUCCCAGCAAGGGAGAUUUCUCUUCAGAGAAAAUCUGUUAACCAUUUGGAGGGAGUACAUGCGAAUAAGACGGAGUUCUUAAGCUCUGGUUCAGGUUUAAUCUCCCCGUGGGGAACGUCUGGUGAUCUGCAAGACCAUCUCUGCUAGAAAUGGAUAACUUCACAAACGGGCAGCCAGGCCCAGGUCAGCGGAACAGGUUGAUGGGAUUGCUAGAAACAGAUGACAGUAUCCCUGAAGAUAAACCUACAUCGAGUAAAAAGGAAGAAAGGUCAGGGCUACACGGAAAGAAAGGAGAGCCUCAGCCCUUGGAGACACCUUACCAGAAGGAAAGCAGUGACUUCCCUCCUCAAGUCAAGAUUAAUCUGAACUAUCGGCCUGGACUUGUCAGCAACCAGAAGGACCCCAAUCGCUUUGACAGAGACAGGCUUUUCAGCGCAGUCUCGAGAGGCAGCCCUGAGGCACUGAACGGCUUACUUGAGUACUUGAGGAGGACCUCGAAAUUUCUCACCAAUUCUGAAUACACAGAUGCAAAGACUGGGAAGACCUGCUUAAUGAAAGCCCUGCUGAAUUUAAAAAAUGGAAAAAAUGACACAAUCCCACUGUUGCUGGAAAUAGACCAAAAGACACAGAAUCCCAGGCCACUCGUCAAUGUGGCAUGCUCUGACUGUUACUACAGAGGCCAGACAGCACUCCAUAUUGCCAUAGAAAAAAGGAGCCUGGACUUAGUGAAACUUCUGGUAGAGAAUGGAGCUGAUGUCCAUGCCAGAGCCCAUGGCGAAUUCUUCAGGAAGAAGAAAGAGGGAGUUUGCUUUUAUUUUGGUGAACUUCCCCUCUCCCUGGCUGCUUGUACCAACCAGCUUGAGGUGGUAGAAUAUCUUCUAUACAACCCUCACCAAAAAGCCAGGCUCCAGGAGCAAGAUACACAGGGCAAUACAGUUCUGCAUGCCCUGGUGAUGAUUGCAGAUGACACUGAGGAGAACACCAAGUUUGUGAGCACAGUAUACGUUGAGAUCUUGAAGGCAGGUGUGAAGGUUGACCCAACAUGGAAACUGGAGGAGAUAGUGAACUAUGACGGAUUAAAUCCUCUGCAGCUUGCUGCCAAGACAGGCAAAGUGGAGAUCUUCAAACACAUCAUCCAAAGAGAGAUCAAAGACCCAGUGUACAGGCACCUGUCACGCAAGUUCACUGAAUGGACAUAUGGGCCCAUCCACGUCUCCCUCUAUGACUUGUCCUCUCUAGACAGCUUUGAGGAAAACUCUGUGCUGGAGAUUCUGGCAUACAGCAGUGACACGCCGAAUCGGUACAAGAUGGUGGUUUUGGAGCCACUGAACAAAUUGCUUCAGCAAAAGUGGGAAACAUUUGCUUCCAAGAGAUUCUACUUCAGUUUUAUCUCAUACUUGUCAUUCAUGAUCAUAUUUACAGCCAUUGCCUACUAUCAGCCCUUACGGGUAAAGCCUUCAUUUCCAGUGGAGUUCACGGCCGGAGGCUUCCUGUGGGUCUCUGGACUGAUAAUUAUCUUGCUAGGAGGCAUUUAUCUAAUUUUUGCUCAGAGUCUGUACCUGCGGAGGAGACGCCAGUCCCUGAAGACUAUGUGUUCUGACAGCUGUAUUGAGAUCUUGAUCUUCAUCCAGGCUUUCUCAUUGCUGUUGUCAGCAGUCCUGUAUGGUGCAAGUUCAGAAAACUACGUGGCGGUGAUGGUGUUCUCCCUGCUUUUGGGAUGGGUGAACAUGCUGUAUUACACUCGGGGCUUUCAGCGCACCGGGAUUUACAGUGUCAUGAUACAGAAGACUAUCCUGAGAGAUCUGCUGCGUUUCCUCUUGGUUUAUAUGAUCUUCCUCUUUGGCUUUGCUGCAGCUCUGGUUACCCUGAUGGGGGAUGCUCCUUCACUGUCUCAGAACAAGUCUGUUGCUCAGAUGGAGAAUGCUGGAAGCCAUGCUAUGUACGGGGGGCUGCUCAGCGUCUCCCUGGAGCUCUUCAAGAUCACCAUUGGGAUGGGUGACCUGGAUUUCCAGGAACAUGCCAGAUUCAGAUACUUCGUCAUGCUUCUGCUGCUGCUUUUCGUGAUCCUCACUUAUGUUCUUUUGCUCAACAUGCUGAUUGCGCUCAUGAGCGAGACUGUCACUGAUAUUUCUGGUGAUAGCAAAAGCGUCUGGAAGCUGCAGAGGGCUAUUGCUAUUCUGGAAAUAGAGAAGGCCUGGUUGUGGCGCCAAGGUGGGAAGAGGAGAUCUGGCUGCUUUAUGUCAGUGGGCCUCAAUAAGAAAGAUGAGAGAUGGUGCUUCAGAGUAGAGGAAAUUAAAUGGACAAAUUGGGCAAAGGAGGUGGGAGUUCUUAAGGAGGACCCUGGAAACACCAGUGAUUCAGAAAUAAAUCCAGAAGAGACAAGAUCAAGGAAACAGGUGCCACAGAAACAACUGAGAUCAGCUGUUUCAGAGGAGCAGUCACUACUGCAGCCCCAGCUAUCAGCAACUGAGAUGAUGCCUCUAGAGGGACAAACCAGAAAUCUUUAGCGUCUUCAAAGGAGUAGUCUUCCUAUAGCAGCUUGAAGAAUUGAAGGCAUUGUCAGUAUUAAAGUGCAUUUCACCGAAGACUGUGGUUCAGCCUGUGGCUUUAAGUGUUUUCAUGCACUUUAAUUAUGAAUUUCCUCUGAAGAAGCCAUUUUAUCUCAACCUUCUCUGCCUGACACUUUCUUAUUACUAUGUUUAAAGGUGCAAGAGCAAGAUCAUAGUGGCAGUGGGGAGUGGCCUUUGGGAGGGCAGUGCUUUGUCAGCUGCAUAGAAAUAAUGCUGUUUGCCAUAAAGAAGUGAAGGAUGGAGUUGACCUGCCUAAGAAUGGGUUGACUUAUUCUUUUGUCACAAGAGACUGCACUGAAGUGCUUUGGAAUAAAGAGUAUUUUAGAGGCGUAAA